Messenger RNA from Aspergillus thermomutatus, 804 nucleotides. RefSeq lists its product as uncharacterized. The record is from RefSeq and is a predicted model, not a curated record. Lineage: Eukaryota; Fungi; Ascomycota; Eurotiomycetes; Eurotiales; Aspergillaceae. Bases 1 to 804 code for a protein of 267 amino acids. The transcript has a single exon.
AUGGCUGAUCCGGAAAUGACGGCGAAUAUGCCAGCAGAUCAUAUCGUCAUCCAAUUCACGAACUUAAAAGACCUUGAGCACACGGCAGAGCGUGUCCACGACUCCCUGAACAAGAAAGGAGACGGAAACCAGUUCAUUAUCAUCCACGGGCUGACCAAAAAAGCCCGCAAGCAGCUGGACAGCGAAGAACGGGCUCUGGACGGCAUCCCAUACCGAUUCAUGUUCGACAAUACCACCGGCAUCAUCAAAAUCCUUACUUAUGAGCACGAUGCCAUAACGAUCAACAUCACCCGCCAGAUCGAUCUUCUCUGCCUCGCCUGGGGAAUCAACCCUAUCGCAGAAUUCACAUGGGGUAUGGCCACCACCCGGCUUCUCUGUGCAAGGAGCAAGGGCAAACAGCCGGAUCAAUGUCUCUUCCCCAACUCCGGGACCCCGCGAGACCGUGCGGCCUGGCCCACUCUGGUGGUUGAAGCAGGAGUCGUCGGGUCACUACCCCGGCUCCGCGAAGACGCAAGGUGGUGGUUGCGCAACUCCCAAGGAGAGGUGCGGAUUGCCAUCGUCCUUGGUAUGCAUCGCCAGAGACGGAAGUUGAUUAUCAAGAAAUGGCAGCAGCCUGCGGCUUCUCCGCAAGCUUACGCUGCGCAGACUACUGAAAUCAGCUCAGAUACUGCUUCUGGUACUCCUCUUGUUCUUCCUUUUGAGGAGCUAUUCAACCGACCACCACAGGGCAGGGAGACUGAUAUCGUGCUGGCGGAGGAACAGCUUAGGUGCUGCAUGCGCUGGGCAUGGCAAUUGGCGGAUUGA